AUGCCAACAGAAGGAGCGCUAACUUAGAGUGCAGCCUCCAGUGGACUCUUGAAACUGAAGUGUAACACAUCUUCUGCCUCCUGCAUGGUGCCAUCACUCGAAUGUGGCUCUGAAUAUUAUGUUUUCACAGCAUACGAUGAUGAUGGAUCCAGUAAACCUACUGAUGCAGUAAGCCUAAAAACUAUUCCUUGUGCACCAGUAAAUAUAUCAACUGAAGAGGAACCUGGGCACUUACUGGUGUCAUGGUCUAGUGAAUUUAGUCAUUAUUAUGUGGCUUUUGUGAAGAGCAAUGAUGGCUUGGAAGUGCACUGCAACACAUCACACAGCUAAUGCCAUUUCCAGUUGGACUGUGGCUUCACUUAUUUCUGUAGUGUCUUUGCAUAUAACAAGGCAGGGCAGAGUCCUUUAGGUGAUGCAUUCAGUUACACCACUGCAUUGUGUUGCCGCUGUGACUUCAGGGCCAUGUUGCUGUCAAGUGACACUGUGCAGGCCACCAGGGCUCCUGUCUGAGGUGCUGAGAUGUAUGAAACCAGAGCUGUUGACUGGAGCAGCGUGGCGCUCUGCAAUGACACCACCAUAGACUGCACCGCAACAGUCAGUAUAAUAUCAGUUUAUUCUUUCAGUGAGGCUGGGGGCAGCAACACGUGUUCUUUAAAAAGCGUGCGAGUCUUCAUUCCUUUGCUCCUGAUCGUGUAUUUUUCUACUCCUUGUUGCCCUAAUGACUUGAUACUAACUCAAGUGACGCCUGUAACAAAUCCCUGCUGGUCUGUUGGGAUGGGCACAUAUGUAACAUAACUGGAGACUCCAAAAGGACAGGCGAAGUGUCACAAUCUUCAAAACUACUCUCUCCUGGGGCGCAUCACAUGCGGUACCAACUAUACAGCAUCUCGGAAAGCCAUCAGUGAAACAGGUUGGACAUCCAGUUGCACAUAUCAGAGAACUCUUCCAGUACGUGCUUGCUGCCCUGGGGUGAAGCUGUACAAACUCAGCAAUAAGGGUGUCAGCGUACACUGGCGAGCUUCUGAAGAAGCAAACUACAAUACUGAUUUACAGGGCUCAAAAGGCAGUUUCAUCUGUACCCCUUGCUCAGGUCUACAUCACUGUGAUGUCACUGAGAUACUACCACUGUGUAGACAUGCCCACAAGGCAUCUCCAGUUACAGAUAAAGGGCUGAAGCUUCCAUUUUGUCCAAAAAAAAUCAUUCCAGUAACCGGUUCCCAAAGCUCUGUUGGAACGGUGAUUUAAAAGAGCAAUGCAGAACAACAUAUCUAGAUGGGAAUUCUGGUUCAGAUAAGGAGGUAAGUUAUGAGUCGUAACUGAGAUUAAGAUGUAUUCAUCAGACUUCCUGCUGCAUACAUCUUUGGGAUUGGAGAGAGAAACUUCAUCGAUCCUGUGUAUCUGAGAUAGAACGGGUUUGUGAAAAUCCAUUAUAUUUACCUCAGAAACCUGAUGUCUCCUCCUACUAUCAAUACUGAUUGUCCUCUCCUCCGUUUACAAUAAAACCCUCUUUCCCUUCAUUAAGCCUUUUCUAACACUAUCCUGUAGUUCCCCAGAAAAGCCCUCAAAAUCUAAACAGAUCAAGAUAUUCUUCAGCACUCGUUUACUUUCUGCUAGCAACAAUUGUUCAUUCUCUAACAAAAGCACUGGUGUUCUGGGCUAUUUACUGCCCUUGUCUCAUAAAGCAUGGCAAGAAGUCACUGCUGACUUUUUCCCCCCCAAGGCUGAUUAUCGCCUCUUUGCUGCUGUUCUCCUACAGCUAUCCUGGAUGUUAAGGUUGUUGACACCAUUCUCCCGAAAUGAUCUUCUCAGUCUUUCUUUCCCUGAGGCUGGAAAGAUGACACCUGUGCUUAACUGCAACAGUCACAGCUGCUUGAGGACUGCGAGGAGGGAAGCAGAACACCUAGCCCUAUGAGGGAUCUAAUCCAGGACAUCAAAUCUGAGCCCCAACUGAUGAUUUUUAAAAUGCAGAUGAACACUGAUAGAGAUCUCAGGAAUCUUGAGCUGUAAUUUUCCCUAUAAUCUGUUUUAAAAGCUCUUCCAAGACAGUUAUUAAUCAGUAGGUGUGUUGUAGACCUAAUGUUUAAAUGAAACAGUAAAGGCUGAAAUAAAGAUUACAAGACUGAAAUUUAACUCCAAAAAAAAAAAAAGCAGCAGUUUAGGUGCACUUAGUUAUAAGUAGCUUGAGGCUUAAUUGAGUAGUCUAAGGCUAUUUCAUUUUAAUUUAAAUUUCAAAAAAGUUCCUUUACAAUUUUGAGAUGUGACUCUUGAGGGUAAACAUAAUGUCCUUUUCACAUCAAUUGACUUAUUUUGCUUUGUGGCUAAUGAAGAACUGACAGUUAUUACUAAAAAAUUUAAUUUCCCAUUUUCCAGAAAAGGCAGAACCAUUUCUCAUACUCCAGUGGUUACUUUUUCAGUCAACACAGAAAGCAAAUUUCAGGUUCAAGGGUUCUACAUAUACAUAAAAAGUAAAACAACUACUCAAAGAUGUCUUACAAAAGCAGUCUUGAGAAGCUUAUGUAUAAAAGGUUACCAAAGGCAACAGGGGGUUUAACACUGUUCAGCUUAUAGACACCAUGCAUUCUGAACAUUCCCUUUCUUCAGUUGUACUGUGUAUCUCCCUCACUGCUUCUGAUUGCUUGCACAAAAUAAUCUCGUGGGAAUCUCACUCCUCAAUAAAUUGAUUGCAGAUGGCCCAAGAAUUACAUGUUGCUUCUUAGAAAAUGAUCUGCAUUUAUUAACUGUUCAAUGAGUCUUUCUAGGAAAAGUUAUUUAAAGCUGCCCUGCAUUACUUAUGUUUUAUUUCUCAUUUAAUUAAAAAAAACUUAAGAAUGUAAAAAUAAGUACUGCUCACAACUUUCUUCCUCAAGGGUUUUAGUUAAAUAUUUUGCUUUGCAGUCAACACUGUCAAACACUGUCACCAAAGCUUAAGCAUUUAACCAGGUGGCUAUUAACUGGAUUUUCAGAGGUCUGAAGCAAUCAGCUUCUUUUGGAACCAAAUUCAAGCCGCAGCUUUUGUCUUUUCAUGUGAACAACUCGGAUAUUCUGAUAUUUCCAUGUUCUAACAGUAACUCUAAUAUAUUUUAAGCAAUUAUAAACUCUUGGUGUAUUUUUUCUCCAUUCUUCCUGGCAUACAGACCUUGACACCUCAAAAUUACAUGCUACAACCUUGACAACACUGUAGUACAAUUUGUCAGAUCCUCUCAUUUUCAUGACUGAAACAGGAAGUGUAAUUGUAACAGAACGUAUUAUAUGCACAUCUGUUAAAAAAGAAAAGGCAAAAAGCUGAAGAGGCAUCAAGAUUCUAAGAAAAACCACAUUAAUUUAGCUCCAAAAAAGUAGUUAAAAGAUGUAAGCAAUUUACCAAAACCGGGAAAAGCAACACAACCGAACUGAGCCAGAUCCACACCUCCUACUGUGGCUGCCUGUAUCAUAGAAUUGUUAGGGUUGGAAAAGACCCUUAAGAUCAUCAAGUCCAACUGCUAACCCAUCACUGCCAAGCCCACCACUAAACCAUAUCCUCAAGCACCACGUCUGCCCUUCUUUUAAAUACCUCCAGGGAUGGAGACUCCAGCACCUCCCUGGGCAGCCUGUGCCAGGGCCUGACAACCCUUUUGGUGAAGUUUUUUCUUAAUGUCCAACCUAAGCUUCCCCUGGCGCAGCUUGAGGCCAUUUCCUCUUGUCCUGUCGCUUGUUACUAGGGAGAAGAGUCCAACCCCCACCUUGCUACAACCUCCUUUCAGGCAGUUGUAGAGAACGAUAAGGUCUCCCCUUCCAGCCCCCUCCAGGCUAAACCCCCCCAGCUCCCUCAGCCCCUCCCCAGCACACUUGUUCUCCAACAAGUCUUACGUUGCAGGCGUUGUUACUCUGGCAUUAGACAUUAUCUAAUAAUAAUAAUCACUGCGGAUACAUGAAACAUCACUGGCACUGAAAUGAUUAAAACAAACUUUAGUCAGGAUUAGUUUCAGGUUCUCUUCAGAUUAAGGCAAAUGCUUUUUUAUGGGUCAUGCUGACUUUUUUUAAGAUCAUAGGAAAGGACAAUUGGAUGUGGUGUUUCCGUAGAUGAUGUUUCUAUACUAUUUACUAGUACAAAACUCUGGUCUUCACAAGGCAAAAAAAGCAACCAAUGAAAAAAAAAAAACCAACCCAGAUAAACCCCAAAAUAACAAAAACAACAAAAAGCCCCCCAAGCACUCCAACGCCACAAACUUCUUAAAAGAAUAAAAACUUAAGAACGCAGAAAAUUCCUGUUGAGGUCCCAGAGGUAGGCAACAUAUUGGUAUGCUAAGUAAAACGAAUGCUUUUGAAACAGUAUUGUGAAAUCACUUACACUAACGAAUCAGGUGAUCAAAAACACCUAGGUUGCUUCAUGAUAGAUGCCUUCAUUAAUGCUUAAUAAAAAAUUUCAGUUAAACAAUUUUAGAGAUGUAUUAGUUGCAAUUACACAAAGAUGAACACCUGCAAAUAAAAUUGUAUGUAUUGUUCCAAAUACGUAUUAUUUGUAUUUGACACAGAAGCAAUAGCUCAACACUUAGAUGGGCUGUUUUCAGUCCAGUAAAGAAACCAGCAAAAAUCUAUCCUUCAGUUGGUUUCAGAUUUGACCCAAAAUAGCUGAGAUUUAAGAAGCAUUCUCCUACAUCCAACUAUUGUUGGGGAAGGGGGAGAGGGGGAAUAGGAAGAGUGCUACCACAAUUCCAUUGCAAAACCUCAAGAGUGGCAUUAAAUGGUGUUCUACCCGGCUUAAUAGCCGGUGGACGCCUCCUGUAUGCAGUGAUGUGCACUCAAAGCAGUCCAGAAAGGGCUCAAACAUCUACCAAAGCCAGUAGAAGUCGUCUAAUUCUUUCAGGCUCCCCUUAAGAGAUCCUGGCUGUUUGCAUACUGUCUCUAAGUCAGUACAGUAAUAUUCAGCUCUAAAUACUACACGUAUGAGCUCAUUCGUGUUUCUUCAUUGACAUGUAAAUGAAAGUAUAAAAAACAUGGGUAUGCAUGAUGUACUAAGUACCCCGCAAUGUGAUCCAAUGAAUGGCAGGGCAAUUUAAGUUACCUUUUUCCAUACAGAUAGACAAUCAAAACACCACUCCUAUUACCUUUAAAAGUCAGAUACAUACAAGUCCUUCUGUACUGACACUAAUUAUGUGCAGUUACGUGACAGGAGGUAGAUGCGAAUCCCUGGUGCCAAAGCCCUGACCCUGCCUUAAAAAUCAAAGAAUGCCGGCUCGCUACUUGUUAAGAUCUGAAAUACUGUUCAGCUAAUUGAGUAGGAGCUUCAAAAGAAGUGAAAAUGAAAACAGAGGUUUGUUUCUCGCAUUAGUAUUAUUAGUCCAGAUACAUACUUAUUGUUGGAGCCACAGGAAAUUUCAAAGGCAGAUUAGGCUUCAAGACAAAUUGCUGUCCCAGCUAGGUAACUGUAGACACCUGGCAUACUGUGGAAACUUCAGGUUCGUAGUGCUUGGUUGACUGUGCUUUCACCCCGAGCACUGAAAAGUAAGUGCACAGGCUCUGGCAGACAGAAGCUCUGCAACCACACCUCCUAGGAAAGCUCUCAAUACCUCCAAUUAAAUUCCAAUGACCCCAAGCCAAACACCUGCUGCAGCUGUACGGCUGGCAACCGCAUCAGACCAGUCGGCACAGGAGACCACCGAUCUUACCAUUCCUGAUCAGAGCUGCUUUGUAGAAGUUCUGUGGAUCUGUUCCUUCUGGUUUCAAGGAAGGUCAUAUGAAAUACAAUGGCAGCAGAAAGACAAAAAGGAAGAGUCCCUGGAUCCAAACCCAAGAGCUGCAAUAUUCUAAAUCCCAAUGACAACUUAAGACCAGUAUCUUGGUUUAAAUUGUUUUUGUGGUCUUCGUCAGUCAUGACUACCAUGCUAUCCAUUAUACCUCUGGCCCAAGUACAUAAUAUGGAUCGAAUUAAAUCCAGAAGUCAGAAAGGACUGUUUAUUAAAAAAUAUAAGCAAAGUCCUCAAAUUACAGUGCUUCUAAGAGAUACUGGCACAAGCCGGUGUUCACACAAGCUGUAUCAAAACGUUCGCUAUCUUUAUUCUAAUUAGAUGGCUCUCUCCACUUGAGGUCAAAGAUUGUUUCUCAAAUAUCUGGAUUUUGCCUGCAAAUAAACCAUUCUCUCACCCUAUUUCCCAACAGCAGCAGCCGAGUAUGAGCACUGAAGGAGCAACUGGAAAUCAGUAAUCCACCUUCCCUGACAGAACACUGGCCUUGCAGCCUCUCUGCCCAAAAACUUGUUUCAGGAACUCACAGGCUGAAGGUGAAAAACAAAUGACGCCAAAAAAAGCCUUCUAGUGGCAAAUACAGCAAGCUAAAGUUGUCCUCAUUGUUUUGACAGAAUCCAUGCAACCUCCCAGCAGACGGCAAAGGCAGUUCUAAAACUCUACCAGCCAGGGUCUACCUUAAGUGGCCAAUGGUUCUUCUCCUCUAAUAUUAAAUGAGAGCUCAGUAUUUUAGUUUUACACUGCAAUGAAAAGAACUUGAAGCUUAAGCUUUGUUUCAAGCUCAGAUCUAACACCAGAUAACAAAAAUAUAAGCAGACAAUACCUGAACAACCUCAGUAUUAAAAGAUUUCUACUACCAAGGAUCCUGGUGACAAACAAAGACUAACAAUUCAGAAAAAAAUAAGAGCAGGGAGGAAGGAAAAACAGAGUUUGCUAUUUCUGCUUCUUUGAAUACUAUGGAAUGAAGUGUACUGCUAGAAAUUCAAGCACCGUUUACUUUUUCCUGGAGGUUUAAAAAAGAAAUCCUAAUAUUUAAAUACCAUACCUAGAUGACCUGCAUCACACAGAAGCAAAAAAAAAGGUAAAAACAUCAAUUUAUUUCUACCUUCAGGUCACUUCAUGGUCAUGAGUGAGUCACACGUAACAUUCUCCUUAUUUUUGGGCUGCUGCAUUUCUUU
Molecule: messenger RNA, 6898 nt
Organism: Phalacrocorax carbo (great cormorant)
Lineage: Eukaryota; Metazoa; Chordata; Aves; Suliformes; Phalacrocoracidae
Source: RefSeq, a predicted model, not a curated record